CACAAUUCUACUUGUCCAGCCUACCAAGAGGCCAGAAGGCAGAACAUAUGCUGAUUAUGAAUCGGUGAAUGAGUGCAUGGAAGGAGUCUGUAAAAUGUAUGAAGAGCACCUGAAGAGAAUGAAUCCAAACAGUCCAUCCAUUACGUAUGAUAUCAGCCAGUUGUUUGACUUCAUUGAUGACUUGGCAGACCUCAGCUGUCUUGUUUACCGUGCUGAUACUCAGACAUACCAACCGUAUAAUAAAGACUGGAUAAAGGAGAAGAUCUACGUCCUCCUCCGCAGGCAGGCCCAGCAAGCCAGCAAAUAAUGGGGGCACCAUCAUUAAACGGGUUUGGGGGAGGGCUUGGACAACAGGCGUGUACAGAGUGUAGUAGUGAACGUUUUGUAUUAUAGUCAUCCUGUUGCCAUCUUACUAAACUCUUUAGCCAGGACUGAAUGUAUUGUUAGAGAUGCAAGGAUUUUGUUGGGUUUGACUUUUUUUUUUCAGUGUAAAUGGAGAAGAAAGUGUAACAUCUUCAGCAGAGUUUUAAUUUGUUUUUUUCCUCUUGUUAGCUAAUGGUCCUACCUUAUUUGAACCCCGAGGGCUGUUCACAUUGUACUUUGCCACAUUCACUGUAUGUGCCCUUUGGUGGGGUUUCCAACAUUCAGUUAUGUCCUCCAGAUGGUCUUAAUGGGGAAUAAAAAGAUACCCUUUAGUUAAA
This is a messenger RNA of Nestor notabilis (Kea), 701 nucleotides long. RefSeq names its product enhancer of rudimentary homolog (Drosophila) (gene ERH). Bases 77 to 307 code for a protein of 76 amino acids. The transcript has 3 exons. Lineage: Eukaryota; Metazoa; Chordata; Aves; Psittaciformes; Psittacidae. The record is from RefSeq and is a predicted model, not a curated record.